Messenger RNA from Caenorhabditis elegans, 1822 nucleotides. RefSeq names its product Lipase_GDSL domain-containing protein (gene R07B7.8). The record is from RefSeq and is marked reviewed. Bases 319 to 1629 code for a protein of 436 amino acids. The transcript has 12 exons. Gene Ontology annotation, molecular function: hydrolase activity, acting on ester bonds; glycerophospholipase activity. NCBI's taxonomy places the organism in Eukaryota, Metazoa, Nematoda, Chromadorea, Rhabditida, Rhabditidae.
ACAUCGAUAUUUUCGAUAUUUAAUCGAUAUUUUUCUACACUACAGCAUAUUGUCGAACACUUGGAAAUCUAUGAACUGCAUCUUUUGGGAAGACUGAAUGAAAGUGGAGACGCAGGUGGUAUUGGAGAUACUGUGGAUACCACAACACAAACAAUUUUGAAAGACAAUAUUCCCAGCAGUCCUACUCCACCUAUGUAUAAAUGCUUGAAAUUUUCGCGUGCAACAAACGCGUGCAAGUCGUUGGAAAUUGUUUGACUUCUAUCUCCCCACUCUCACAUUCUACGGGCAUCCCAAAGCAUCUCAAAAGAAAUCUAAAAAAUGCAGGCUUUUUGGAAUAAAAAUUCCCGGUAUCGUCGAGUUCCAAGUGAUAUGGAAAAUGUCGAUAAACAGGAUUACAAAGAUCAUAGCACAUCUCGAACUGUUUCGUCAAUUACGAACAAAUGUAGUAGACGGUAUCGAAAUGUAACAUUAUUUAUUUUUGUGGUUACCAUUGUCUCUAUCCUUUUUUUCUUACUGUUUCGUGGCAAUAGAGAAAAUCUCGAAAACUACACCAAUAUGGUAAAAAAUUAUACUUCUAAGGCAAUGAAUCUUGAAGCACAAACACUAGCAGUUGCCAAAUCAGAAGUAAAAAUGGCUUUGGAGAAAUAUUUGAAUUCUAUCGAUCCACAUGAAAUUUACCCGGAUGAUGUGAAUAUGAUUAAGCCGCAUCAUAUUCGAGUUAUUGGAGCAAUGGGAGAUUCUUUGACAAUUGGGUCUCGCGCAGAAAAUAUUGUUGGGCAGAGACAACGUUACCCUGGAAACGCGUUUUUUACUGGAAUGGAUUUUGAAGUCGAUAGGCAUUUGACUGUUUAUAACAUUUUUCGUAUAAUUGCGGAGAAAACUGGAAAUAAACUGUUUGGUGGAAGUACUGGAAUCGAUUACGGAGAGAAUACAGGAUUGAAUGUUGCGAUUGGUGGAAUGAAAAGUGAUGAUAUUUUAAGACAAGCAAAGGAACUCGUUAGCAGAAUUAAAGCUAACAAAGAGAUUAACAUUGAAAAUGACUGGAAACUUGUGUCACUCUGGAUAGGAACAAAUGAUGUCGGGACACUUGGUUACCGUCUAGAAGAUCCAAUUCCAGUUGAUGAGUACAAAUCACAUAUUGAAAAAGGACUUUUGUAUUUGAAAGAGAAUCUUCCAAGAACUAUUGUCAGUAUAGUUGGUAUGUUUCCAGCUCAACUUCUUCAGGAAGCACAGUCAAUUUUGAAAAAUGGAAAACGAGCAAGAACCGUCGAAAACCAGAAAAAAUUGGAUGAUUUGUCUGAUGGGUACAGAAAUGUAUCUUACGAUUUUCAAAAUAACGAACAUUUUAAUUCCAAUGAUUUUACUGUAGUCGUGCAACCAUUUGCAACAGAAUACACGGAUUCUUAUCGAGAUGAGCAUGGAAAGUACAACCCGACAUUUUAUGCUUCAGAUCUAUUUCAUUUGAGCAAAUUUGGACAUGCUGUACUCGCGAAACACUACUGGCUGAAUCUAUUUGAACCAGUUGGAGAAAAGACAAAACGAGCAGAUUUAGGAGAUACGAAACCAAAAAUAUACGAACUAAAUGAGAAGAACUGUCUUAUCAAAACAGUCGGAAAUAGCAAGAUGUGAUUGUAUUUCAGAUUUACUUAUUUUGAAUUUCGGGUUUUUUUAACCUUCAUUUCCGCAACACAAUAAAACAUUAUAUUUUACGUCAUGAAGGAGUCGGAAAGUUUAUGAAAUCACGACGUCACAAAAUAAAGGAAUAUUGAAAAUUCAAGAUAAUAUCGUCAAAUUGAUUUGUGAUAAAGUUAAUUAUUUGAAA